Molecule: messenger RNA, 1865 nt
Organism: Punica granatum (pomegranate)
Lineage: Eukaryota; Viridiplantae; Streptophyta; Magnoliopsida; Myrtales; Lythraceae
Source: RefSeq, a predicted model, not a curated record
CCUUCGUUUUCAUGGCGACCGUGAAGUUCAGUUUGCAGAUGAAGGUUUCCUCUGGUAAUGCAUGCCGAGCUUAAGUAGCAGAAGGCGAUGGAGGUGCCUCAAGCUCCUCGAGACCUCCAAGACCUUGAAGCAGCUCAAGCAGUCCCACUCCCUCCUCAUCGCCUCCGGCCUCGGCCGCAGUCCCUUCGCCCUCAGCCGCCUCUUGGCCUUCUACUCCUCCCUCGACCGCCACUCUGUAGACUACGCCUGGGCCGUCUUCUCCCGCGUCGAACGCCCCACAACCGCCUGCAUCUAUAACACAAUGCUCCACGCCCUCCUCCUCCACGACCGCCCUGCCGCCGCCAUCCACGUGUACUCCCGCAUGCUGGCGGACGCCGUCCGCCCCGAUCACUACACCCUCCCCUGCAUUCUCAAGGCCUGCGCGAAGCUCAUCCCCCGCUCUCUCGGGGAGUCCGUCCACGGCCAGGGAAUCAAGCUGGGCCUGGUCAGUAAUCUUUUCGUGGGCAAUGCUCUGAUAGCCUUCUACAUUGCGCUCAACGGCGAACAGGCGGCCCCAGGGAAGGUGUUCGAUGAAAUGCCUGACCGAGACGCCGUAUCGUGGACACUGGCGAUCUCGGGGUCUGCAAAGGCGGGUGAUGUCGAGGCCGCGAGGGCUUUGUUCGACAAGGCCCCUGUCAAGGAUCUGGGCGUGUGGGGUGCGAUGAUUUCGGGUUACGUGCAGGACAAUUGCUUCAAGGAAGGGCUCCACUUGUUCCAGUUGAUGCAAUUAGAGGUCCCUUAUAUCGAGCCCGACGAGGCCCUUCUGGUGAGCGUGCUUUGCGCCUGCGCACACCUGGGGACCCUCGAGACUGGGGUAUGGAUCCACCGGCUCGUGGAGCGACGGCGGCUCAGGCCCACAACCCGUCUUUGGACCGGGCUCAUAGAUAUGUAUGCGAAAUGCGGGUUCUUAGGAUUAGCGAAGAGAUUGUUUGAUGAGAUGCCGCAGAGGGAUACCAUCUGUUGGAAUGCAAUGAUUUCAGGGUUCGCGAUGAAUGGGGUCGGCGGAGCUGCUUUGAGACUGUUCUGCGAUAUGGAGAAAGAGGGGAUUGUUCCUGACAAUGUUACCCUCAUUGCUGUUCUCAUCGCGUGUUCCUACUCAGGAAUGGCUUGUGAGGGCCUCAGGAUUUUACAGAGAUUGCUUAGGGACUACAACAUCGAGCUGCAGAGCGAACUCUAUGGCUGUUUAGUCGAGCUUUUUGGCCGAGCAGGACUACUGGAAGAAGCCAAGGAGAUUUUACUCCUCAGAGAUUCCAGCAAGAACAACAAUGGCUCCCCCGAAGAUGACGCCGUAGCUUGGAGGGCGUUACUGAAUGCCUGCUGCAGCCACGGAGAUAUCAAGCUCGCUGAGCUGGCAGCAGAGAGGCUUCUGCAUAUCGAACAUGACAGUGGAGCCUAUGUCCUGCUGUCGAACUUCUACGCGGCGAAGGGGAAACAGGAAGAGGCUCAGAAAGUCAGGAUGAAGAUGAGGAAUGGAGCAGUUGAUAAGAAGGCUCCUGGCUGCAGUUCGGUUCAGAUCGGCGGGGUCGGCUUUGAGUUUGUAGCCGGGGAAAAGAUGCAUCCUCAGAUGGAAGAGAUUUGUCUCCUCCUCGAGAAGUUGAAUCGGCAUUCUGAUUAUUGAGUUGGAUUCAUUUUGAUAUUGCAGGCCAUAGAAGCUCUCUAGACAAUUUACGCUACUAACCUUAUCCUCGAGGAUGUAGAGCUUAUACAUAGCAAUUCGUAUUCGGUCGAUGUCUUUGAAUUUCCAACAGAGAACUGAACAAAGGACGAAGAACUGUAAAGCUACACAAAAUUGGCUUAAGCGAGAAAUUGGUAGUAGCCGGACCCAA